This is a messenger RNA of Ilex paraguariensis (yerba mate), 153 nucleotides long. The record is from the annotation of a GenBank genome assembly. NCBI's taxonomy places the organism in Eukaryota, Viridiplantae, Streptophyta, Magnoliopsida, Aquifoliales, Aquifoliaceae.
AUGGAGACUAAAAGGUUUGCCUCUUCUUCUUCUACUGCUGCUGGAGAGAGGAAGAAAACCAUACUUGAAGUUCUAUUGUGUCUGCAUGAAGCAGAACCUGAAUACUAUACAGAAGAGUCCAUCAGAAGCCUCAUGCUGGCGCAUGGUAGUCAG